Panicum virgatum (switchgrass) is the source of this 1672-nucleotide messenger RNA. RefSeq names its product heat stress transcription factor B-4b-like. The transcript is spliced from 2 exons. NCBI's taxonomy places the organism in Eukaryota, Viridiplantae, Streptophyta, Magnoliopsida, Poales, Poaceae. The record is from RefSeq and is a predicted model, not a curated record. Gene Ontology annotation, biological process: regulation of transcription by RNA polymerase II. Gene Ontology annotation, molecular function: DNA-binding transcription factor activity; RNA polymerase II cis-regulatory region sequence-specific DNA binding. Bases 450 to 1370 code for a protein of 306 amino acids. Gene Ontology annotation, cellular component: nucleus.
AGAGACAGUGGCCUGGCCUGACCCACACGAGAGAGAAUAUUUCAAGGAAGGGAGGAGCUCGUGGGUUGUGUGUGCGGGCGCAUGUGUUUAUGUGUGCGAGUGCGAGACAGUGAGACUGGAGAUAGAGCUAAAGAGCGGCAGCCUUAGCUUUCUCUCUCCUCUCUCCCUCUCUCUCUCUCUCUCUCUCUCCUCCUCUCCUGCAGCUAAGCCUGAGGCCAGCCGGCUCCAUCUCCAUGGCCCAUGGGUAGCUACUAGCAUAUAUUGCAGCUCGGCCCUGCGCUCUCGCUCUCAUCAUCUUCUUCUCGUCUUCGAUCGAUUUCUCCCUGCCGAGCUGCACAUACACGGCUGCAAGAAAUUGAGAAAUUGAGAGAGAGAGAGAGAGAGAGAGAGAGAGGGCGGCUGAGAAUCAUCGUAUCGAUCAGAUCGAUAGCUAGCUGCCGCGCGCGGCCAUGGCUUUCCUGGUGGAGCGGUGCGGCGAGAUGGUGGUGUCCAUGGAGAGCUCGGCGCACGCCAAGCCGGUGCCGGCGCCGUUCCUGACCAAGACGUACCAGCUGGUGGACGACCCCUGCACCGACCACAUCGUGUCCUGGGGCGAGGACGACACCACCUUCGUGGUGUGGCGCCCGCCCGAGUUCGCCCGCGACCUCCUCCCAAACUACUUCAAGCACAACAACUUCUCCAGCUUCGUCAGGCAGCUCAACACCUAUGGAUUCAGGAAGAUCGUGGCAGAUCGGUGGGAGUUCGCCAACGAGUUCUUCAGGAAGGGAGCCAAGCACCUCCUCGCCGAGAUCCACCGGAGGAAGUCGGCGCAGCCGCUGCCGACGCCACUGCCACCGCACCAACCCUACCACCACCACCACCACCACAUCAACCCCUUCUCCCCGCCGCCCCCGCCUCCGACGCAGCCGGUGUACCACUUCCAAGAGGAGCCCGCCGCAGCGCACGGUGUCCACGGCGGCGGCAACAACAGUGACGGCAGCGGCGGCGGGGACUUCUUGGCGGCGCUGUCGGAGGACAACCGCCAGCUGCGGCGGCGCAACUCGCUGCUGCUGUCGGAGCUGGCGCACAUGAAGAAGCUCUACAACGACAUCAUCUACUUCCUGCAGAACCACGUGGCGCCGGUGACGAGCCCCUCGUCGGCGGCGCACGCGUCCCAGCUGCCCAGCGCCGGCGGCGCGGCGUCCUCCUGCAGGCUGAUGGAGCUGGACCCGGGCUCCCCCUCCCCGCCGCCACGGCCGGAGGCGGCGGACGCCGAUGACGGCGGCGGCACGGUGAAGCUGUUCGGCGUGGCGCUGCAGGGCAAGAAGAAGAAGCGGGCGCACAGGGAGGACGGCAACGAGGACCAUGAGCAGGGAAGCAGCGAGGUCUAGCCGCCGGCCGGCCGGCCGGCUUGCUCUCGUGUACAUAUAGAGAUCAGAUCAGAGAGGAGUAGUUGCAUCGCUAGCUCGCUAGCUAGGCUUUGGUAAUUUCGUUUGAGUGCGUACUGAGAUUAAUUUGCAAGGGAUGCAAGCUAAGUGUUGAAUAGUCUGAUGAGUAAAACUAACAAGCUAGGAUGCAUGCUUGGCGUGCAUGGAUGAAUCGAAGUCAAGUAGUUGCAGCGGCUUGCACCACCUGCUCGUGCAUGUUCUUUCUGUCCGUGCGUGGAGGAAUAUGGGAUUGACUGCUUUGCUGA